Volvox carteri f. nagariensis is the source of this 1631-nucleotide messenger RNA. RefSeq lists its product as uncharacterized. Gene Ontology annotation, molecular function: malate dehydrogenase (decarboxylating) (NADP+) activity; NAD binding; malate dehydrogenase (decarboxylating) (NAD+) activity. The coding region runs from base 54 to 1631 and encodes 525 amino acids. The transcript has 12 exons. Gene Ontology annotation, biological process: malate metabolic process; pyruvate metabolic process. The record is from RefSeq and is a predicted model, not a curated record. NCBI's taxonomy places the organism in Eukaryota, Viridiplantae, Chlorophyta, Chlorophyceae, Chlamydomonadales, Volvocaceae.
UGGCGCCUCUUGAGAUAUCUGGCAGCAAUGCUGACUGCGCCGUUUCUACUAAAAUGCCACCUCCGGCGCCUGUGAAAGAGCCGGAGGAUAUGGACGUUGAAGAGCGCCAGGCCGCCAAGUCGGCUUUUCUGUCCGAAGCUGGUCCGCGUCCAAUCGAUAAGUACAUGUACCUUCGAGAUCUCCGGGAGCAUGACACAACCAAGUACUACCAGCUCAUGCUGAACAACGCGCAGCAAGUUCUGCCGUUUAUCUACACCCCUACUGUGGGGCAGGCUUGCCAGGAAUACCACUCCCUUGGAAUUAAGACUCGUGGUCUGUACCUCUCACUCACCGACAGGGGUUCGAUUCUGUCCAAGCUGCGCGCGUGGCCCCAGCAGGACAUUCAAGUCAUUGUGGUUACUGAUGGCGAGCGUAUUCUCGGCCUCGGCGACUUGGGAGCUAACGGCAUGGGCAUUUCGGAGGGCAAGAUCGAGCUCUACACCGCAGCUGCGGGUGUGGAUCCAUCUAAAUGUCUGCCAAUUGCUCUGGACGUGGGCACCAACAACGUCAAGCUCCGCGAGUCUCCCGAGUAUCGUGGGCUCCGUUGUCCCCGGCCGAGCGAUGAGGAGUACGACGCCUUCGUCGACGAGUUCAUGCAGGCGCUUAAGGAGUGGCGUCCGCACGUCUUGCUGCAGUACGAGGACUUCGGUAACCAUAACGCUUUCAGGGUUCUCGAGAAAUACCAGAAGGGCUUUUGUUGCUUUAAUGAUGACAUUCAGGGUACCGCCGGCAUUACGCUUGCGGCGCUGCUGGGGGCGCUGCGCAUCCGCGGCGGUCGCCUGUCGGAGCAGCGCAUUCUGUUCCUUGGCGCCGGUGAGGCGGCUUGCGGCAUUGCCACGCUGAUUUCUUACUGCAUGCACCGGCGCGAAGGUCUGUCGGAGGAGGCCUCCCGGCAGCGGUGCUACCUGAUUGACAGCAAGGGCCUUGUUGUGGCUAGCCGCACUGAUCUGCAGCACCACAAGGAGCCGUUUGCGCACGACGCGCCUUUCGUGUCCACCCUCAUUGAGGCGGUUCGCAUGCUCAAGCCAACCGCCAUCAUCGGUGUCAGCGCCGUGCCCAACACCUUCAACGAGGAGGUCAUCCGAACUAUGGCAGAGAUGAAUGAGCGGCCCAUCAUCUUCCCGCUGUCCAACCCCACCAGCCUGUCCGAGUGCACCUUUGAGCAGGCCAUCAAGUGGACCGACGGCCGCGUGAUCUUUGCCAGCGGCUCUCCCUUCGACCCCAUCGAGUACAAGGGCGAGCUUCACAACGCCCCCCAGGCCAACAACGCCUACAUCUUCCCGGCUGUGGGGCACGCUGCGGUUCUCACCAGGGCCAAAACCAUUCCCCAGGCGGUGUUUCUAGUGGCCGCAGAGCAGCUCGCCGCCAUGGCCACUCUCAAGGAGCUACAGACGGGCAGUGUCUUCCCCCAGUUCUCCAACAUUCGCAACAUUUCGGCCGCCAUUAUGGCCGCUGUGGUGCGCUACCUGGUGAACACGGGGCUUGGCUCCGUGCCUGCCGGUUGGGAGGGUCAUGACUCUGGCGAGGGGCUGGACUGGCGCCACAUGGCGGCCUCGGCUAUGUGGAGCCCGGCCUCGUCUAGCCGCCUGUGA